Molecule: messenger RNA, 6071 nt
Organism: Zootoca vivipara (common lizard)
Lineage: Eukaryota; Metazoa; Chordata; Lepidosauria; Squamata; Lacertidae
Biological process (GO): muscle contraction
Cellular component (GO): myosin II complex; myosin filament; cytoplasm
Molecular function (GO): microfilament motor activity; actin filament binding; ATP binding
Source: RefSeq, a predicted model, not a curated record
GUGUUGUCCUUCCACAGAUAGUUAAUAGUACUGGCCGGUGCUGAGUCUGCGCACUAUUCAUUUCGUAUAUCAGGAGUGUUCUCUGCUAAGCUGCAGCCAUGUCUUCGGACUCAGAAAUGGCAGCCUUCGGGCCAGCUGCCCCUUUUCUCCGAAAGUCAGAAAAGGAGAGGAUUGAGGCUCAAAACAAGCCAUUUGAUGCCAAAACAUCAGUUUUUGUGGUGGAUCCUAAGAUCUCCUUUGCAAAAGGUGUUGUGCAGAGCAAGGAGGCAGGGAAAGUCACAGUCAAGAAAGAAGGUGGAGACACUGCGACUGUUAAGGAUGACCAAGUCUUUCCUAUGAAUCCUCCCAAAUUUGAUAAAAUUGAGGACAUGGCCAUGAUGACCCACCUCCAUGAACCUGCUGUGCUGUAUAACCUCAAAGAGCGUUAUGCAGCCUGGAUGAUCUAUACGUAUUCAGGUCUCUUCUGUGUCACUGUCAAUCCCUACAAGUGGCUGCCAGUAUAUAAUCCUGAGGUGGUAAAUGCCUACAGAGGCAAAAAGCGUCAAGAGGCCCCCCCUCACAUCUUCUCCAUCUCUGACAAUGCCUAUCAGUUCAUGUUAACUGAUCGUGAGAACCAGUCCAUUCUAAUCACUGGAGAAUCUGGUGCUGGAAAGACUGUGAACACAAAACGUGUCAUCCAGUAUUUUGCAACAAUUGCUGCAGCUACUGAUAAGAAGAAGGAAGAACCACAGCAAGUAAGCAAGCUAAAGGGAACACUAGAAGAUCAAAUUAUCAGUGCCAACCCUUUGCUGGAGGCUUUUGGGAAUGCCAAGACUGUGAGGAAUGACAACUCUUCCCGUUUUGGUAAAUUCAUCAGAAUUCACUUUGGUGCUACAGGAAAACUGGCUUCUGCAGACAUUGAGACAUAUCUGCUGGAGAAGUCCAGAGUUACUUUCCAGCUGAAAGCUGAAAGAAGCUACCACAUCUUUUAUCAGAUCAUGUCCAACAAGAAGCCAGAACUGAUUGAGCUGCUUCUGAUUACUACCAACCCAUUUGACUUUCACUUUGUGAGUCAGGGUGAGAUCAGUGUUGCCAGUAUCAAUGAUCAAGAAGAGUUGAUGGCAACUGAUGAAGCGAUUGACAUCCUGGGUUUCACUGCUGAGGAAAAGUCAGCCAUUUACAAGCUAACUGGAGCUGUAAUGCACUACGGGAACAUGAAGUUCAAGCAGAAGCAACGUGAGGAGCAGGCUGAGCCAGAUGGCACUGAAGUUGCUGACAAGGCUGCCUACCUCAUGCACCUCAAUUCAGCAGAUCUGCUGAAAGCUUUGUGCUACCCCCGAGUCAAGGUCGGCAAUGAAUAUGUCACCAAAGGCCAAACUGUUCAGCAGGUGUACAAUAAUGUAGGUGCUCUUGCAAAAGCAGUCUAUGAAAAGAUGUUCUUGUGGAUGGUUCUUCGUAUUAACCAGCAGCUGGAUACCAAGCAAGCAAGACAAUACUUCAUUGGUGUGCUGGACAUUGCAGGCUUUGAGAUUUUUGACUACAACAGCUUGGAGCAGCUGUGCAUCAAUUUCACUAAUGAGAAACUGCAACAGUUUUUCAAUCACCACAUGUUUGUGCUGGAACAAGAGGAGUACAAGAAAGAAGGGAUUGAAUGGACUUUCAUAGACUUUGGGAUGGAUUUGGCUGCCUGCAUUGAACUCAUUGAGAAGCCAAUGGGCAUUUUCUCCAUCCUGGAAGAAGAGUGCAUGUUUCCGAAGGCAACUGACACUUCUUUCAAGAACAAGCUCUAUGACCAGCAUCUUGGAAAAUCUGCUAACUUCCAGAAACCUAAGCCUGUCAAAGGCAAGGCUGAAGCCCACUUUGCCCUGGUGCACUAUGCCGGCACUGUGGACUACAAUAUCACUGGCUGGCUGGAGAAGAACAAAGACCCUUUGAAUGAUACGGUGGUGGGUCUGUAUCAGAAAUCAUCCAUGAAGACUCUGGCUUUCCUGUUUGCUGAUCGUCCUGUAGAUGCUGAUGGUGGUGGUGGCGGCGGCGGCAGUGGUGCCAAGAAAGCUGCUAAGAAGAAGGGGUCUUCCUUCCAGACUGUGUCUGCUCUUUUCAGGGAGAACUUAAACAAACUGAUGUCCAAUCUGAGAUGCACUCACCCCCACUUUGUGCGCUGCAUUAUUCCCAAUGAAACAAAAACACCUGGUGCAAUGGAACAUGAACUUGUACUGCAUCAACUGAGGUGUAAUGGUGUACUGGAAGGCAUUCGCAUUUGCCGAAAGGGAUUCCCUAGUAGAAUCGUUUAUGCUGAUUUCAAACAGAGAUACAAGGUUUUAAAUGCAAGUGCAAUUCCAGAAGGCCAGUUCAUUGAUAGCAAGAAGGCUUCUGAGAAACUUCUUGGAUCCAUUGAUGUUGACCACACCCAAUAUAAAUUUGGCCACACCAAGGUGUUCUUCAAAGCUGGCCUUUUGGGUCUUCUGGAAGAGAUGAGAGAUGACAAGCUGGCUCAUCUGAUAACACGUACACAGGCUAUGUGUCGUGGCUUCUUAGCAAGGACAGAGUACCAUAAAAUGUUGGAAAGGAGAGAGGCCAUCUUUACUAUUCAAUACAAUGUCCGUUCAUUCAUGAACGUCAAGCACUGGCCCUGGAUGAAAUUAUAUUUCAAGAUCAAGCCCUUGCUAAAGAGUGCUGAAUCAGAGAAAGAGAUGGCCACCAUGAAAGAAGAGUUUCAGAAAACUAAAGAAGAGCUUGCCAAGUCAGAGGCAAAACGAAAGGAACUUGAAGAAAAAAUGGUGUCUCUGAUCCAAGAGAAGAAUGACUUGCAACUCCAAGUCCAGUCUGAAGCUGAUGGCUUGGCAGAUGCAGAGGAGAGAUGUGACCAGCUGAUCAAAACCAAAAUUCAGCUGGAAGCUAAAAUUAAGGAGCUGACUGAACGGGCAGAGGAUGAAGAGGAAAUGAAUGCUGAGCUGACAGCCAAAAAGAGGAAACUGGAAGAUGAAUGCUCAGAGCUGAAGAAAGACAUUGAUGAUCUUGAGUUAACACUGGCCAAGGUGGAAAAGGAGAAGCAUGCCACAGAAAACAAGGUGAAAAACCUCACUGAAGAGAUGGCAGUCUUGGAUGAGACCAUAGCGAAACUGACCAAGGAAAAGAAAGCCCUCCAAGAGGCCCAUCAACAGACCUUGGAUGACCUGCAGGCAGAGGAGGACAAAGUCAAUACUCUGACCAAAGCAAAGACUAAGCUGGAACAGCAAGUGGACGAUCUUGAAGGGUCCCUGGAGCAAGAAAAGAAGAUACGCAUGGACCUGGAAAGAUCCAAGAGGAAGCUUGAAGGUGAUCUGAAGCUGUCCCAAGAAUCCUUAAUGGAUUUGGAAAAUGAUAAGCAACAGCUGGAUGAAAAGCUUAAGAAGAAAGAAUUUGAAAUCAGCCAGUUCCAAAGCAAAAUUGAAGAUGAGCAGGCCUUGGGCUUACAACUUCAGAAGAAGAUAAAGGAGUUACAGGCCCGUAUUGAGGAACUGGAGGAAGAAAUUGAGGCUGAGCGUGCAUCUCGGGCCAAGGCAGAGAAGCAGCGGGCUGAUUUCUCCAGAGAACUUGAAGAGAUCAGUGAGCGUCUGGAGGAAGCUGGUGGGGCAACCGCAGCUCAGAUUGAGAUGAACAAGAAACGUGAGGCAGAAUUCCAGAAAAUGCGCAGGGACCUUGAAGAGGCCACUCUGCAAAAUGAAGCCACAACAGCUGCUCUCCGCAAGAAGCAUGCAGACAGUGCAGCUGAACUUGGGGAACAAAUUGAUAACUUGCAACGUGUGAAACAGAAGCUGGAGAAGGAGAAGAGUGAGCUGAAGAUGGAGAUUGAUGACCUUGCUAGUAAUUUGGAAUCUGUCUCCAAAGGCAAGGCCAAUUUUGAAAAGAUGUGCCGCACCCUAGAAGAUCAGCUUAGCGAGCUUAAAACAAAAGAAGAAGAGCAUCAACGUUCUAUUAAUGACCUGAAUGUUCAAAGAGCUCGUUUGCAGACAGAAUCUGGUGAACUCUCACGACAGGUAGACGAGAAAGAUGCUUUGAUUACCCAGCUUUCCAGAGGCAAGCAAGCUUUUACUCAACAAAUUGAAGAACUGAAGAGACAACUUGAGGAAGAGAUAAAGGCCAAGAAUGCACUGGCCCACGGCUUACAAUCUGCUAGACAUGACUGUGACCUCCUUCGGGAACAAUAUGAAGAAGAACAGGAAGCCAAGAGUGAGCUUCAGCGUGCCCUGUCCAAGGCGAACAGUGAGGUUGCUCAAUGGAGAACUAAAUACGAGACUGAUGCCAUUCAGCGGACUGAGGAACUGGAAGAGGCCAAGAAAAAGCUGGCUCAGCGUCUGCAGGAUGCUGAAGAACACGUGGAGGCUGUGAAUUCCAAAUGUGCUUCCCUUGAGAAGACAAAGCAAAGGCUACAGAAUGAAGUGGAGGACCUAAUGAUUGACGUGGAAAGGUCCAAUGCAGCCUGUGCAGCUCUAGAUAAGAAGCAGAAGAACUUUGAUAAGAUUCUGGCAGACUGGAAACAGAAAUAUGAGGAAACCCAGUCUGAACUGGAAGCCUCCCAGAAAGAGGCUCGCUCUCUCAGCACAGAGCUCUUUAAGAUGAAGAACGCUUAUGAGGAAUCCUUGGAUCACUUGGAAACUCUGAAGCGUGAAAACAAGAAUCUCCAACAGGAGAUUUCUGACCUCACGGAGCAGGUUGCUGAAGGAGGAAAAGCUAUCCAUGAAUUGGAGAAAGUGAAGAAGCAGAUUGAGCAAGAGAAAAAUGAUCUGCAGACUGCUCUAGAGGAAGCUGAGGCCUCACUGGAACACGAAGAAGGCAAAAUCCUCCGCAUCCAACUUGAGCUCAACCAGGUGAAGGCUGACAUUGACAGGAGAAUUGCAGAGAAGGAUGAAGAAAUUGAUCAGCUGAAGAGGAAUCACCUGAGAGUUGUGGAGUCCAUGCAGAGCACACUGGAUGCUGAGAUCAGGAGCAGGAAUGAUGCCCUGAGGUUGAAAAAGAAGAUGGAGGGAGAUCUGAAUGAAAUGGAAAUCCAGCUGAGCCAUGCCAACCGCCAAGCUGCUGAAGCACAGAAGAACCUCAGGAACACCCAAGGAAUACUCAAGGACACCCAGAUACAUUUGGAUGAAGCUAUGAGGAGCCAGGAAGAUCUGAAGGAGCAGGUGGCCAUGGUUGAGCGCAGAGCUAAUCUUAUGCAGGCUGAGAUUGAGGAGCUCCGUGCAGCUCUGGAACAGACAGAGAGGGGGAGGAAAAUAGCAGAACAGGAGCUUCUGGAUGCCAGUGAGCGCGUGCAACUUCUUCACACUCAGAACACCAGCUUGAUCAACACCAAAAAGAAGCUGGAAACGGAUAUUGCCCAAAUCCAGACUGAAAUGGAGGAGACAAUUCAGGAAGCUCGCAAUGCAGAAGAGAAAGCCAAGAAGGCCAUAACUGAUGCAGCCAUGAUGGCAGAGGAGCUGAAGAAGGAACAAGAUACCAGUGCACAUCUGGAGAGAAUGAAGAAGAACCUAGACCAGACUGUGAAGGACUUGCAGCACCGUCUUGAUGAAGCAGAGCAGCUGGCACUGAAAGGAGGGAAGAAACAGAUCCAGAAACUGGAGGCCAGAGUUCGUGAGCUGGAAGCUGAGUGUGAGAAUGAACAGAAGCGCAGUGCUGAGGCUAUAAAAGGUGUACGAAAGUAUGAGAGAAGAGUAAAGGAACUGACCUAUCAGGCUGAAGAAGACCGGAAGAAUGUUCUGAGACUCCAGGAUCUUGUAGAUAAACUACAACUCAAAGUGAAAGCAUAUAAGCGACAAGCUGAGGAAGCUGAGGAACAAUCGAAUGUGAACCUUUCAAAGUUCCGGAAGAUUCAGCAUGAGCUGGAAGAGGCUGAAGAGCGGGCUGACAUUGCUGAGUCCCAGGUUAACAAGCUCCGGGUGAAGACCCGAGAGGUGCACCACAAAGUUGUUGCUAGCGAAGAAUAAGCUCACCAAAGAGAUGUAGAGUGACUGAAGAGAAGCACAAAAUGUGAAGCUCUUUGUCACUUCCUGUAACUAAUGUUUAUUCCCCUCACUGUUUAGAAAAUAAAGAUUGUAGAUUCCUUUGCAUACUAAAAA